Molecule: messenger RNA, 3674 nt
Organism: Eublepharis macularius
Lineage: Eukaryota; Metazoa; Chordata; Lepidosauria; Squamata; Eublepharidae
Product: zinc finger BED domain-containing protein 4-like
Exons: 5
Coding region: 236-3358 (1040 amino acids)
Molecular function (GO): DNA binding; protein dimerization activity
Source: RefSeq, a predicted model, not a curated record
GUUGGGCGGAGGGGAGAGGAGGCAGCGCCUGAGGACUUUCUGCAAAAGGGACUCAGAACAUCUCUUCUUUGCCAGCAAAUCUGCUGUCUUUCUGGGUGACUUCUGCAGCCUGGCUCACUUCAGUUGCCUUUGUUAAGGAGGUCAUAGAUCCGGCACUUGCCUUUACAGAAGAAUCCGGCAGAGGAGGAAGGCGAUCCACACGUCUAGCUGGAGGCUGUCUGGAGAGGAAGGGAGGAUGUGGGCUGAAGAGCCAGAUUCAGUUGGUCCAGAAGUAAGAAAAGGCCCUGAUGCCAUCAAGGCUGAGAACAGAAGGGAACUGUGGGAAGAAAGAAUGCAGAAGGGACUAGGAGAGAAUUGUCCCCCUUCAGAUGUGCAGCAGUUCAGGCACUUCUGCUACCAGGAGGCCGAAGGGCCCCGGGAGGUCUGCAGCCGUCUCCACCAACUUUGUCACCAGUGGCUAAAGCCAGAAAGGCACAGCAAGAAGGAGAUCCUGGACCUGGUGGUCUUGGAGCAAUUCCUGGCUAUCUUGCCUCCAGAGAUCCAGAGCUGGGUCAGGGAAUACGAGCCGGAGACCAGUUCCCAGGCAGUGAUCCUGGCAGAAGGGUUCCUCCUGAGCCAGGCAGAGCAGGACCAGCAGGAAAAGAUCACGCAGGAUCCUUACCACGGAGCAGCUUUUCCAGCAGGAGGCACGUGGCAGUCGGCAGAUGAAAAAUCUGAGCUUCCGGUAACGGGAAAAGGAGACAUGUGUUUAAAUGUGAAAGAGAAUGCUGAAUAUUGUGAUGGUCCAAAGAAGGAGGAGGGAAUACAGCCGCCUGAGAGGAGGAAUACUUCUGGUCUUUUACAGCAUGAUGGUUCUCAUGAAAUUCCUCAACUUCAAGAAAAGUACAAACAAGUCAAUAGAAAUGAGUGCCCAGCAAGUGGGACGAAAUUCCCUGAAAAAUCGGAUAUUAAUAUAGACUGGGAAAAGCCAUAUAAAUGCCUGGAGUGUGGAAAAACCUUCAGUCAUAGUGAACGCUUCACUUCCCCUGAAACAAUUCACACAGGGGAAAAGCCAUAUAAAUGCCUGGAGUGUGGACUUUUGGAGGAGGUGGAGGGAACUCAGGGUGCAUCGGGGGGUCUUGGAGAAAUAUCCAGCUCCUCCACAUACCAACCUCUUGGGGCUGCCCCUGACCCGGCUUGCAGUCCACCGCUCACUCCGUCCUCCUGGCCCAGCCCCACACCUCAGCAGUUCCGUCCUCUUGACCCACCAACUCUCAAUCGCCGUUUCAAUCCCACACUUUGGAAGCACUUCCUAAUCCUCCCCAAUGACCCCUGUUCAGCGGUUUGCCGGGCCUGCAAUGCUCUGGUGCGUAGGGGCUUGGACCCCAAGCACCUGUCAUCCAGUGUCCUCCGCAGGCAUCUGCAGACGUAUCACCCAAGUCUGUUGCCUGCAGAGCAAGGAGUACCAUCCAGCAGGGGGAUGAAGAGGGCUUCUGAGCAGGGAGAAGGGGGAGGGGAAUGGGAGUCCACCCCGAGGAAGAAAACGCACAAUGAGGGUGCUGUGGGUGGGAGUGGAACUUCCAGGCAGGCUACCCUUCAGGAGGUUGUCCCUUCGGAGUCAUCUAUGCGAAGCAAAAAAUUCAGGGGGAGGGCGCAGGAGGCGGGUACUCGUAUACUGUCUGAGAUGAUAGCUCUGGACGGACUACCUUUGUCCGUGUUGGAGGGUGUGGGCUUUCGCCGGGCGCUGCGUUAUUUUGCCCCCUGGUUCACAAUGCCCUCGCAGCGGACCGUUGGCCGACGAGUCUUGCCUGCGCUCAACAACUGUGUGGCAGAGAUGAUCAGGAACCAGUUGGCCAAAGCACAAGGGCGGCCCGUGCACUUUACGGCGAACCUGUGGAGCAGCCAUCAGCAUAGCUUCCUCGCCCUCACUGCCCACUGGUGGCAACCGGAGGAUCUCUGGACCACCAGGGUAAAAUCACGGCCCCGGGAGGAGGGGCCAACCCUGCCACCGGGCUACAGAGUGGUUCUGCUCCAGGCACGGUGGAUGGAAGAGGACCACACAGGGAGUAACGUUGCUGCUGUGAUCAAGGCUGGACUGAGGGAGUGGGCACCCGCAGGCGAUGUUGUCCGUGGCUACAUGGUCACGGACACCAGUAGAAACAUGGAGGCAGCCCUGAAAGCCGUGUCCCUUGAGGGCAUUGUCUGCCUGGCGCACAAGCUGCACCUGGUCAUGAGGGAUGCUCUUGGGCUGGGUAGCACCAUCAAGCCCACCUGGGACCAGGGAACACUGGACACGCGCACCUUGUUGGACAGUUGCCGGCGUCUGGCUGCCCACUUUUCCAGCUGCAUUAAUUCUUCUCGCAAGCUGCAUGAGAGGCAGGGGGAGGAGGGGAAUCCCGAGCACCAGCUCUUGGAAGACAUGCCCACCCGUUGGAACUCCACAUACGUAAUGAUCGCUCGUCUGGUGGAGCAAAGAAACAUGGUGCAGGAUAUCAUGUCCUCUGUGCCCAUUUUGCAGGGGAAAGAGAAGCUCAGCAUUAGCUCCAUAGACUGGCUGGCCCUCUCCCAAAUGGUCCGUGUCCUGAAGCCUUUUCAGGACACUACCGAUUUCCUCUGCUCCUACACGACCAGCCUGGGGCAAGCCAUCCCCCUAAUCCGCGGGUUGGACCGGGCGCUGGCCAAAGAACUGGAGCAGGGGGAAGCUCUGCUCCCCAGCGUCAGGGACUUGGUGAGGAGGUUGCAGGCAGGCAUGGCCACCCGCUUGCAUCCUCUCUGCCAAGAGGGGGUGUACAGACUGGCCUGCAUCUGUGACCCCCGUAUAAAGGGCAGCAUAGCCAUGCGGAAUGCUGAACUCCAGCAAUGGAAGCAGGACCUCUGUGGAGAGAUACGGAGGUUCCAGGCAAAACGAUCUGGCCAGAGGGAAGAGGGCAUGGAAGAGGGAUUGUUGGCGGAGGAGGAGGCAGAUCAGCCCAGUGCUCCAGGCGAUGAGAGCCCACCCAACAAGGACCCCCUCCUCUACUGGUCCUCAGUGGUGAGCUGGGAGGUUGGCGUCAUCGGGGAGGCCAAGCAUGCCCUUGUGGAGGACUCGGUGGAGGUGAUGGUGCGAGAAUACCUCGCUGAGCCUCCCGAGCCCCCUGACUCCAAUCCCCUGGAGUACUGGGUAUGCAAAGCUGCCAUCUGGCCAGACUUGUCAUCUGUGGCCAUGAACCUCCUCUCCUGCCCACCCACCAGUGUCCAGAGCGAGCAGGUAUUCUCCCACCUGGCAGACCUUCUCCGUGCCCGCUGCUCACGACUGGACCCAGCCCUAGUGGAUCAAUUGGCCUUCGUAAAAGUCAACCUCCCCCUGCUGGGCUACCCCUCACUGGACCUUAAGCAUUGAAGAUCCAGGAAUCCCCCCCUUGGAACCUUUGCCCCCUCCCACCAGCAGCUGUCUGCGGGUAUCAGGGCUCUGACCCCAUCCCAGUCUCUGUGGCUCCUCUUUACAGCACUUGUCCCGGCUGGGAAGUGUUGGGAUAUAGGCUGCAAGGUCUGAUACUCGUUCAUUAUGGGCUUAAUGUGUUUACCUAGGGUGCUGUUUUUUGUAUUGACCUGGAAGGGAAACCUGGCAGAGAGCCAAUGGCCUUAUCUCAAUGAAAGCCCGGGAAACUGAGAAACUAUUAUUGGUCAGUAGCUCAGGUGAUUUCCUUUCUAGGGUC